AUGAUUACACCAAACACGAACGUUUUACAAUCCCUGGAGUAUGCUGAUGUUUAUCCGCCUUCGGAAGACUCUUUCUUAUUUCUGGAUGCAUUAGAGGACGAUACGCCUUUCAUAAACCGGUUACCAAUCACAGUGUCUCUUGAAAUGGGUAGUGGGAGUGGAAUACUCAGCAGCUUCUUUUACGCUAUUUACCCUCGACUACGAUAUCACCUGUGCAUCGACCUAUCCAGUGCUGCAUGUCGCGCGACUGGAGAAGUAAUUCGUUCCAAUAUAUCAUUGCAAUGUUCCUUGGCUGGACCAGUACUGCCCCGGUUGCUCUCAAACGUGGAUUUAAUAUUAUUUAAUCCUCCUUAUGUCCCCACAACGUCGGAAGAGCACCAAGCAGCAAAUAAUACUGUCGCGGCCACCUGGUCAGGUGGGUGGUAUGGUCGCGAGGUUAGUGGUUCUGCUUUUCCAACCAGUAAUACUGCGCUUGUCGAGCACUACUCUCAAUUGGCGCAUUUAAUCAGCCUGAUCCGGAUGGUUGAGGAACGGGACAACAGAAUUCUUUCCAUUUAUUUCUGUGUAGUUAACGAAACCCGAUUUGCAACUAAAAUGCUAUACAGUCAUUAA
Echinostoma caproni is the source of this 612-nucleotide messenger RNA. NCBI's taxonomy places the organism in Eukaryota, Metazoa, Platyhelminthes, Trematoda, Plagiorchiida, Echinostomatidae. The record is from the annotation of a GenBank genome assembly.